AUGGAGAGACACAGGGGGAAACUGAGGGAAACAGAAAGACACAGGUGGAAAAGGAGGGAAACAGAGAGACACAGGGGGAAACGGAGAGACACAGGGGGAAAAGGAGGGAAAUGGAGAGACACAGGCGGAAAAGGAGGGAAGCAGACAGACACAGGUGGAAAAGGAGGGAAACGGAGAGACGAGGGGAAAAGGAAGGAAACGGAGAGACGCAGGGGGAAAAGGAAGGAAAUGGAGAGACGCAGGAUUAAAAGGAAGAAAACGGAAAGACGGGAAACGGAGACACAGGGGAAACGGAGAGACAGUGGGAAAGGGAAGGAAACGGAGAGACUCAGGGUGAAAAGGAAGGAAAUGGAAAGACAGGGGAAAACGGAGAGACACAGUGGGAAACGGAGGGAAACGGAGAGACUCAGGGGGAAAAGGAAGGAAAUGGAAAUACAGGGGAAACGGAGAGACACAGGGGAAAAGGAAGGAAACAGAAAGACACAGGUGGAAAAGGAGGAAAUGGAGAGACGAGGGGAAAAGGAAGGAAACGGUGUGAUGGGGAAAAGAAGGAAACAGAGAGACACAGGGGAAACGGAAGGAAACGGAAAGACAGGGGAAACGGAGAGACUCAGGGGAAAAGGAAGGAAAUGGAAAGACAGGGGAAAAGGAGGAAACGGAGAGACACAGGGGUAA
Molecule: messenger RNA, 675 nt
Organism: Silurus meridionalis
Lineage: Eukaryota; Metazoa; Chordata; Actinopteri; Siluriformes; Siluridae
Product: octapeptide-repeat protein T2-like
Exons: 1
Coding region: 1-675 (224 amino acids)
Source: RefSeq, a predicted model, not a curated record